AUGAGUCCGCUCUACACACUGAAUGAUAGAGUCAUCUCGGGACAUCUACAAUCUGCCAAUGAGGCGUGUUUACAAGGCUUUACGACUGGUCUGGAAUUCCGGGCAAUUCCCAAAUAUCUGACAUCAACGGUUCUGUCGCGGACUCUGCUGCGUACGCUCGCGUCUCCGAAUUUACGUCCGCCGUCCACUCUGGCUGAUCUCUAUGUCAAGGCGCGGCUGAAAGAAUGA
Molecule: messenger RNA, 228 nt
Organism: Penicillium chermesinum
Lineage: Eukaryota; Fungi; Ascomycota; Eurotiomycetes; Eurotiales; Aspergillaceae
Exons: 1
Coding region: 1-228 (75 amino acids)
Source: RefSeq, a predicted model, not a curated record